CGCGCGCGGCCUGCGCCCUCCCCUUUGUGUCGCCAUGGCGGCGGCAUCGGCGGCGAGGACAACGAGCGAGGGGUCCAGCGCGGCUGGCGCCUGAGGAGGCUACGCGGCUAUGGUGGCUCGCAGCACUGACAGCCUGGAUGGCCCAGGGGAGGGCUCGGUGCAGCCCCUGCCCCCCGCUGGGGGACCCAGUGUGAAGGGGAAGCCUGGGAAGAGGCUCUCGGCUCCUCGAGGUCCCUUUCCCCGGCUGGCAGACUGUGCCCAUUUUCACUACGAGAACGUUGACUUCGGCCACAUUCAGCUCCUGCUGUCUCCAGAGCGUGACAGUCCGAACGUCUCUGGAGAGAAUGAACUGGUGUUCGGGGUGCAGGUGACCUGUCAGGGCCGUUCCUGGCCAGUUCUCCGCAGUUAUGAUGACUUCCGUUCCUUGGAUGCCCACCUCCACCGAUGCAUAUUUGACCGGAGGUUUUCCUGCCUCCCAGAGCUUCCUCCACCCCCAGAGGGCGCCAGGGCUGCUCAGAUGCUGGUGCCGCUGCUGCUGCAGUACCUGGAAACCCUGUCAGGGCUGGUGGACAGUAACCUCAACUGUGGGCCGGUGCUUACCUGGAUGGAGCUGGACAACCACGGCCGGCGACUGCUCCUCAGUGAGGAGGCCUCACUCAAUAUCCCCGCAGUGGCCGCUGCCCAUGUGGUAAAGCGGUACACGGCCCAGGCACCUGACGAGCUGUCCUUCGAGGUGGGGGACAUUGUCUCCGUGAUCGACAUGCCGCCCACGGAGGAUCGGAGCUGGUGGCGGGGCAAGCGGGGCUUCCAGGUCGGUUUCUUCCCCAGUGAGUGUGUGGAACUAUUCACGGAGCGGCCAGGUCCAGGACUAAAGGGGGAUGCCGAUGGUUCCCCAUGUGGUGUCCUGGCUUCCCAGGGUGUUUCCUCUCUGACCUCAGCGGUGCCCCGGCCGCGGGGGAAGCUGGCUGGCCUCCUCCGCACCUUUAUGCGCUCCCGCCCUUCCCGGCAGCGUCUGCGGCAGCGGGGCAUUCUGCGGCAGAGGGUAUUUGGCUGUGACCUGGGAGAACACCUCAGCAACUCAGGCCAGGAUGUGCCCCAGGUGCUGCGCUGCUGUUCGGAGUUUAUUGAGGCCCAUGGGGUGGUGGAUGGAAUCUAUCGACUCUCAGGUGUGUCAUCCAACAUCCAGAGGCUACGGCAUGAGUUCGACAGUGAGAGGAUCCCUGAACUGUCUGGCCCCGCCUUCCUGCAGGACAUCCACAGCGUGUCCUCCCUCUGCAAGCUCUACUUCCGAGAGCUGCCCAACCCCUUACUCACUUACCAGCUCUACGGGAAGUUCAGUGAGGCCAUGUCGGUGCCAGGGGAGGAGGAGCGCCUGGUGAGGGUUCACGAUGUCAUCCAGCAGUUGCCCCCGCCGCACUACCGGACCCUGGAGUACCUGCUGAGGCACUUGGCCCGCAUGGCGAGACACAGUGCCAACACCAGCAUGCACGCCCGCAACCUGGCCAUCGUUUGGGCACCUAACCUGUUACGGUCCAUGGAGCUGGAGUCAGUGGGGCUAGGGGGGGCAGCAGCAUUCCGGGAGGUGCGGGUACAGUCGGUGGUGGUGGAAUUCCUGCUCACCCACGUGGACGUCCUGUUCAGCGACACCUUCACAUCUGCUGGCCUCGACCCUGCAGGCCGCUGCCUCCUCCCCAGGCCCAAGUCCCUUGCGGGCAGCGGCCCCUCCACUCGCCUGCUAACACUAGAGGAAGCCCAGGCUCGGACAGGUCGGCUGGGGACACCCACUGAGCCCACAACUUCCAAGGCCCCAACUUCACCUGUGGAAAGGAGGAAAGGGGAGAGAGGCGAGAAACAGCGGAAGCCUGGGGGUAGCAGCUGGAAGACCUUCUUUGCACUGGGCCGGGGCCCCAGCAUCCCCCGAAAGAAGCCUCUGCCCUGGCUAGGGGGCACCCGGGCCCGACCACAGCCUUCAGGCUGCCGACCUGACACUGUCACACUGAGGUCUGCCAAGAGUGAGGAGUCUCUGUCAUCGCAGGCCAGUGGGGCUGGCCUCCAGCGGCUGCACAGGCUACGGCGACCCCACUCCAGCAGUGAUGCUUUUCCCGUGGGCCCCGCACCUGCUGGCUCCUGUGAGAGCCUGUCGUCAUCUGAGUCCACCGAGUCCUCCUCCGAGUCGUCUUCUUCCUCUUCCUCCGAGUCCUCCGCAGCUGGGCUGGGAGCACUCUCGGGCUCCCCUUCACACCGAACCUCGGCCUGGCUAGACGAUGGUGACGAGCUGGACUUUAGCCCACCCCGAUGCCUGGAGGGGCUCCGGGGGCUUGACUUUGAUCCCCUUACCUUUCGCUGCAGCAGCCCCACCCCCGGGGACCCAGCACCUCCCGCCAGCCCGGCCCCCCCAGCCCCUGCCUCUGCCUUUCCACCCAGGGCGACCCCCCAGGCCCUCUCGCCCCGGGGCCCCACCAGCCCUGCCUCACCCACUGCCCUGGACAUCUCGGAGCCCCUGUCUGUGUCAGUGCCACCUGCUGUCCUGGAGCUGCUGGGGGCUGGAGGAACACCUGCCUCGGCCACACCAACACCAGCCCUCAGCCCUAGCCCAGGCCGGCGCCCCCACCUCAUCCCCUUGCUGCUGCGUGGAGCUGAGGCCCAGCUGAGUGACACCUGCCAACAAGAGAUCUGCAGCAAGUUGGCAUUGCCUGGUCCCCGGGGAGCCCAAGGCCAGCAUGGUGCUGGUAUGGAUUCACCGCUGCUGCCCCCUCCCCUGUCCCUCCUGCGCCCGGGGGGGGCCCCACCCCCGCCUCCCAAAAAUCCAGCACGCCUCAUGGCCCUGGCCCUGGCUGAGCGGGCUCAGCAGGUGGCCCAGAGACAGAGCCAGCAGGAGCAGGGGGGCACCCCGUCUGCUCCUCAGUCCCCUUUCCGCCGUUCACUGUCCCUGGAGGUGGGCGGUGAGCCCCCAGGGACCUCAGGGAGUGGGCCACCCCCCCACCCCCUAGCCCACCCAGGUGGCUGGGCUCCGGGACCCCCACCUUCCUUACCAAGGCAACAAAGUGAUGGGAGCCUGGUGAGGAGCCAGCGGCCCACAGGGACCUCGAGGAGGACACCCCGAGGCCCUACCCAGGUUCCCACCCCUGGCUUCUUCUCAGCCCCCCGGGAGUGCCUGCCACCCUUCCUCGGGGUCCCCAAACCAGGCUUGUACCCCCUCGGCUCCCCAUCCUUCCAGCCCAGCUCCCCAGCCCCAGUCUGGAGGAGCCCCCUGGUUCCCCCUACACCACUGGACAGAGGAGAGAACCUGUACUAUGAGAUCGAGGCGGGUGAGGGGUCCCCCUACUCUGGCCCCACUCGGUCCUGGAGUCCCUUGCGCCCCAUGCCCCCAGACAGGCUCAGUGCCUCGUACGGCAUGCUUGGCCAAUCCCCACCACUCCAUAGGUCCCCUGACUUCCCGCUCAGUUACCCACCACCCUCCUGUUUUCCCCACGACCACCUUGGCUACUCAGCCCCCCAGCACUCGGCCCGGCGCCCCACCCGACCUGAACCCCUCUAUGUCAACCUAGCCCUGGGGCCCAGGGGCCCCUCACCCGCUUCUUCCAGCUCCUCCUCCCCUCCUGCCCACCCUCGCAGUCGCUCUGAUCCUGGCCCUCCAGCCCCCCGCCUCCCCCAAAAGCAGCGGGCCCCCUGGGGCCACCACACCCCUCACAGGGUACCUGGGCCCUGGGGCCCUCCAGACCCUCUCCCCUACAGGGCAGCCCCACCAGCCUAUAGGAGGGGGGGCGAGCACCACCGAGGGUCCCUGUACAGGAAUGGGGGACAAGGGAGGGAGGGGGCUGGUCCCCCACCCCCCUACCCUACUCCCAGCUGGUCCUUCCACCCUGAGAGCCAGACCCAAAGCUACUGCUGAGCCAGAGCUGGGAGGGACCUUCCUUCUUUCUCUUCCCCUUUCACUGAUCUUGGUCCAACCUGAUCCCUUGUUUUGUAUUUUCCUGAGCUUCUGACCCCUACCCCAGGUUUCUAACUUUGUAACUUGCCUUUGAUGUGGGUCCCUAACCCGUUAUCAUAGCCUACCUACCCUGGGCUGAUGGGCAUGCCCGCCCCCCACCAUCCUCCAUCCUGGGGCCUCUCGCACAAAUCUGAGAGGGUUAGGCUGACUCCUUACCCUCCCUUUCCCUCCAGGGGUCCCCAGCAUGUCCUGUCCUGUGCACGGGGUUGGGGGGCUGCUCCUGCUAUCUCCCCACACACCCCACUAAACCAUCUGACAAAAUUAAUGAAUAAAAAUGGUGAAAAUGUG
This is a messenger RNA of Capra hircus (goat), 4279 nucleotides long. It is a transcript of the gene ARHGAP33, whose product is annotated as Rho GTPase activating protein 33. The record is from RefSeq and is a predicted model, not a curated record. Gene Ontology annotation, cellular component: nucleoplasm; actin cytoskeleton; cell cortex. Gene Ontology annotation, molecular function: protein binding; phosphatidylinositol binding; GTPase activator activity. NCBI's taxonomy places the organism in Eukaryota, Metazoa, Chordata, Mammalia, Artiodactyla, Bovidae. Gene Ontology annotation, biological process: small GTPase-mediated signal transduction.